GAAAUUAGACCAGCUAUCUUGGAACAAUGUCUUGAACGUAUUGGCGAAUAUGCUCGUCACAACGAUGCCAGUGUGCACAUGGCAAGAAUCGGUUAUGGUACAUCUCUUAAUUGGUAUACGGUAGAACGCCUCAUCAAAAAGCACAUCAGUGACCAUGGAGUACCGACUUAUAUCUACUACUUCGCCAAACCUCAUCGACUAUUACCUCUACCGUCACCUCAACAAACUCCACUUCCAGCAAAGCGAGCAAAUUCAUCUCCGAAUGGAUUCAGCAAGAGACCAAGAAAAGCGAAGGAUCCUGGAGAUCUUUCUGUUCAAGAUGAAGAUGUGACAGACGAAGAAGAGGAAGAAUCUGAAAGCAGUAGUGGUUCAAGUAGCGAAAGCGAGCAUGAUUGGAGUGAAGAAGAUGAGGAAGACGAAGAAGACUCAAGUGAAGAUGAUAUCUCAUCAUCUGAUGAAGAGAUUGAAGACGAAGAACUUGAAGAGUUGGAGGGCGAAGGCAUGACACGUCGUCAACUGAGAGAAGGUGGAAGCAGUAAGUCGAGGAAGAGAAGCAGGUAA
Molecule: messenger RNA, 561 nt
Organism: Strongylus vulgaris
Lineage: Eukaryota; Metazoa; Nematoda; Chromadorea; Rhabditida; Strongylidae
Source: the annotation of a GenBank genome assembly